Molecule: messenger RNA, 454 nt
Organism: Glossina fuscipes
Lineage: Eukaryota; Metazoa; Arthropoda; Insecta; Diptera; Glossinidae
Product: sex-regulated protein janus-A-like
Exons: 4
Coding region: 26-439 (137 amino acids)
Biological process (GO): peptidyl-histidine dephosphorylation
Cellular component (GO): cytosol
Molecular function (GO): protein histidine phosphatase activity
Source: RefSeq, a predicted model, not a curated record
GUGUUUCGCUGAUUUUUUGUUGGAAAUGUUUAAAUCAGCUGUAGGAAUUUUCAUACGCCAUGCGAGAAAAUUUGCAUUAAACUCAAAAGCGAUUCCAAGUGUGGAUAUUGAAGAAGGCAUUUUCAAGUAUGUGCUUGUCAAGGUGUACGGUAAGGAAACAUCAGAUGGUUAUGAACCAUUUAAAACGGUAGUUAGGGGAUACCAGGACUAUGCAUGGCACGCUGAUAUAUAUGAACGUGUUAGCGCAUCCUGCGCGGCCUUAGGCUUGGCAACCGAAUGUUUAGGUGGUGGUAGAAUCGAGCAUAAUCCCUCUGCUAAAUUAAUCAAGGUUUACGGUUAUUCACAGGGUUUUGGCAAAGCUGAUCAUUCAGAAACAAAAAAAAUUUUAUUGACCAAAUAUAAAGACUAUACAAUUGAGAUUUCUGAUGAAGGUUAUUAAAUAUGAGUAAUGUAA